Messenger RNA from Nelumbo nucifera (sacred lotus), 2630 nucleotides. Lineage: Eukaryota; Viridiplantae; Streptophyta; Magnoliopsida; Proteales; Nelumbonaceae. The record is from RefSeq and is a predicted model, not a curated record.
GCAAAACCUGGGUUUCAAGUCGGCACAACACUUGGACUGGAUAUCUCCCUCGCGCCUCUUCCUCUUCGGAUUUUCAUCCUCUUCCCGCCCACUCUGUAUUUCAUUCUCUCCCACAGUCGUCUCUUUUUCUCUCUUAUUCAAACUUCUCACAACCCUCGUGGACGGAACCAGCGGACGGCAUCUAAUCACCGAAGCGUUCGGGAGUUUCUCCCCCUGGAUUCUACCUCCUCUCCACCUUCUCUGUUCGAUGGAACAACGAGGCUGUAUAUAUCUUACACAUGCCCAUAUGCCCAGCGAGUGUGGAUUACUAUGAAUUGCAAGGGAUUGCAGGAGAAGAUACAACUGAUUCCUAUUGAUUUACAGAAUAGGCCUGCUUGGUACAAGGAGAAGGUCUACCCAGCAAAUGAGGUGCCAUCAUUGGAACAUAAUAAUGAAGUCAGAGGAGAGAGUCUCGAUUUGAUUAAAUACAUAGACAGUCACUUCGGAGGACAUCCACUUUUUACUAAUGUGAUAUUGAGAUCUGUAUCAGAAACUGCACUUGAUUACAUAGAAACUGCUGUUUCCAAAUACAAAGAUGGGCCUUUCUUCCUUGGACAGCUCAGUCUGGUGGACAUAGCCUAUGCUCCAUUUAUUGAAAGAUUUCAGCCCUUCUUGUUGGAAGUAAAGAAGUAUGACAUCGCAUUUGGAAGGCCUAAACUAGCAAUGUGGAUAGAGGCGAAAAUUUAUUCUUUGAGUUAGUUGGAUUCACACUACUAGAAUGGCUUAGUUGCUUUGUUUCUGUUGUGCAUCUACUAGUUGGAGUAGGGUACUUUCUUGUAAGAUGGGCUAUUGGCCUGCCAAAACAUGCUCCAAUUGAUAAGGAUCUCUUAGCACUCUUCGUGCCGGUUGCUUUCUGCCAUGCCCUUGGACAUGUAAUGUCAAAUGUCUCAUUUGCAGCUGUUGCUGUUUCUUGUACACACAAUCAAAGCGCUAGAGCCCUUUUCAAUGCUGUUGCUUCACAGUUAAUUUUAGGCCACCGGAUUCCAUUAGCCUUAUGGCUAUCAUUGGCCCCUGUUGUUAUUGGUGUAUCUAUGGCAUUGUUGACUGAACUUUCUUUCAACUGGACUGGUUUCAUUAGUGCAAUGAUUUCCAACAUUGCAUUCACCUACAGAAGUAUCUAUUCAAAGAAAGCAAUGGCCAGGGUUAUAUAUGGAUGAUCCACAAAACACCUGGAAGUGAUAUAUGGGAACUUGCAAUGAGAAGCAAGCAAUUGUGGGAAGUACUGGCAGAUAGUAUACAACAUCAGGGCAUGAGUCCAUUAGAAAUAUUGGGUUGGAAGAAAACAGUCUGAAGGGUUUUCAUUAGGCUUUCAACAUCCAUCUUCAAGCCUUUGGUUGGAGGUCAUUUGAAGGCUGUUUUGAUCAGCACAAAACAGCACAGUUUUUUCAAGAGAAAUCACAUAACAGUACUUAUGGCAAUGUUUAUCUGGGCUCCAUGGCCACUUAAUUGGUUAUCCAUGGAUUUGAAGGAUUGGUUUCAAUGUGAAGCCUUUAUUUUCUGUUUUUUAGGAGAUAGCAAAUCUUUUUUGUGGAUAUUCAGUGGGCAUCCUAGUCAAGUUACACUAAAACUGUAAGGAUCUUCGAGCACCUCUCCAUGUAUGACAUUUUCCAUAAUUGGCAAUUGGCGGCUGUGUCCUCUUCAGGUAAACAGUGAUUGGGCCCAAAAUGUGGCAAGAUACAGAACUAAUUUAGAACAAUGGGCACAUGGAGCCGGAAUAAAAAUGGCGAGAUGCCAACUUUAUGUAAAUUGAACAGCCUAAAAAGACAAGGGAAAGACCAAACACUGCAAUUGCUUUAUCCACCUGAGCAACGAAAAAACCAAGAUGUUCGUGGAAGCAAGGCAUUUUUCAUGUUCUUGGAUUGAGAGAGGAGAUUUGCAAAAGGGAAAACUUGGUUUGGCAAAGGUAGUUGGUAGUAUCUAUCUGAUGACGACGAAGCCUAGACGACGAGUGGUUUCCAUCAGCUUCAAGACUUCUGAGUUCGAAACAAACUUGACUGAAUCAGAGAGGAGCAGGGGAGCUGGGAUGAGAGUUACAUGAAGAGCUGAACUCGACUGGAAAGUCUCUCCCGGAGAUGAGAAGGAAUCCCGAAAGGUUCUUACAACCUAGAAGAUUUACAGUCAAUAGAAGGUCUGUGACUGCGCAUUCAAGUACAGGAGAAUAGAUGGGGUCGGUUCAUCAAGUCAGUGCAUUUCAGAGGAGGAGAAAAGCUCCGGUUGAGCAAUCUUCCAGGAGGCCUUAACCGUUCUUGAUCUAAGAUUGGAAGAGAAAAUCUUUUCGAAUCCAAACGAACAGGAUCCGCACUAUCAAAUCUUUUAUGACUGUUGGCCGGUCACCGGUGCAAUGGAAAUGCGCACAGACCGAAUUCCAGGUGAGGAUGGCAACUAUUGAGGUUCGGAUUUCAGGUAUUCCGAACCACACCCGUUCGGCAUCCAAUCCUUUCCCAUUUCGUAGUUUCAUUAAAUAAAACCAAUUCCGAUCUGGGUUUUCUGACCCAUACCCGUUUCCACAUCCAAUCCUUCCCUAUUUUUAGUUUUAUUAAAUAUUGUUUUAUCACUUAUUUCAUUAAAUCAAAGAAUUAGAAUUAAUGUCC